Leopardus geoffroyi (Geoffroy's cat) is the source of this 1217-nucleotide messenger RNA. It is a transcript of the gene ADI1, whose product is annotated as acireductone dioxygenase 1. Lineage: Eukaryota; Metazoa; Chordata; Mammalia; Carnivora; Felidae. Gene Ontology annotation, molecular function: acireductone dioxygenase [iron(II)-requiring] activity. The record is from RefSeq and is a predicted model, not a curated record. The coding region runs from base 97 to 636 and encodes 179 amino acids. The transcript has 4 exons.
CGGGCGCGCCGGCCCCGCCCCGCCCGGCCGCGCCGGGGCAAGGGCCUUCCCCGCGCGGCGCGCCCGUUCUUCCUGCACCGCGUCCCCGGCCCGGCCAUGGUGCAGGCCUGGUACAUGGACGAGUCGGCCGACGACCCGAGGCUGCCCCACCGCGGCGACCCCUGCAGCCCGGUCGGCCUGGAGCAGCUUCGCCGGCUCGGGGUUCUUUACUGGAAGCUUGAUGCUGACAAAUACGAGAAUGAUCCAGAGUUAGAAAAGAUCCGAAAAGAGAGAAACUAUUCCUGGAUGGACAUAAUAACCAUAUGCAAGGAUAAACUACCAGAUUAUGAGGAAAAGAUCAAGAUGUUCUACGAGGAGCACCUACACCUGGACGACGAGAUCCGCUACGUCUUGGACGGCAGCGGCUACUUUGAUGUGAGGGACAAGGAGGACAAGUGGAUCCGCAUCUCCAUGGAGAAAGGAGACAUGAUCACCCUUCCCGCUGGCAUCUAUCACCGCUUCACGCUGGAUGAAAAGAACUACGUGAAAGCCAUGCGGCUGUUUGUGGGAGAACCGGUGUGGACGGCGUACAACCGGCCGGCCGACCAUUUCGAGGUUCGGGGGCAGUACGUGGAAUUCUUGGCGCAGACGGAGUAGCGGCGCCCCGGGGGCCUCGCUCACCCUUCGCCCUUGGGGAUGUCCCGAACGCGAUCCCAGCGGAGGACCUGUCCUUCCUCCUCGCUUUUCUGCUGUAGAGCGGGGGCCACGAGAGCCUUCCUCCGCGAGGUUAUUUGAUCCGAGGGCGUUUAAUGAGAGGAGCUUUUUAUACGAGUGAUUUUUACAUGUUAGCAGCUCUGGGAAUGUGGACAAAUCACAUUUUACGUAAUUCGAGAUUGGCGGCCGGCAGCCACGUGUCAGCGCGCACGGUCGAUUUUCCCGCAGACGAGAGCACCUUCCAGAUGUGAGUACUGAGCCGCCCCGCCACACCUGGCGCCCGCACAGUAAGCACGUGUCGGUCGACGCCAGGUCUGCCUCGUAAGCGGGUGUCACGGUGGAUGACAGACUGGCCAGCUAGAGGACACUUUUCUCCCAGAACUGGGUGGAGACUGCGGUCGGGGGACACUCGGGGUUCCUUGUGCCCUUUCUUGUUGGAAACAAAGUAGCUGCCUUAAUUCUGUGCUCUGGGCUUGGAGUCCUUAUUCGGGAACAUACCGGUCAUUAAAAUCACCGUUCAGAUA